Messenger RNA from Tarenaya hassleriana, 1455 nucleotides. Its product is annotated as uridylate kinase-like. Gene Ontology annotation, molecular function: UMP kinase activity. Gene Ontology annotation, cellular component: cytoplasm. The transcript has 7 exons. Bases 155 to 1180 code for a protein of 341 amino acids. The record is from RefSeq and is a predicted model, not a curated record. Gene Ontology annotation, biological process: UDP biosynthetic process. NCBI's taxonomy places the organism in Eukaryota, Viridiplantae, Streptophyta, Magnoliopsida, Brassicales, Cleomaceae.
AUCUUCCUUGUCGGGCAGAAUCAGUUUCUGUUGGGGAGGCCAGAGUUAAAAACCCUAAACCCCUCUCUUUUGGCAGCGACACAAACUCAAUUCUGAGUGAACCAUAAAAAAGCUUUAAUCUUCUCAUACUCCCAAUUCUCGUCUGUUCCCAAUAAUGGCUAUUUAUGUCACAUCUUUGAUGCCCUUUACUUCUCGUUCUCCAAUCUAUUAUUCUUCCUCUUCCCCUAUCCCUUGGGUUCCUCUCAGAUCCCACAAUUCCAAUUCCUUGUUGAAACAGAGUUUCGUUAGACGUGUGUUCAUCAGCUGCUCUUCGUCCUUGUCCCCGGACGCCGGUUCCUCUCCUGAUCCCGUCAACGGAAGUGGCUUAAAUGGGCAGUCUUCGUUUCCGUGCAUGUCUUCCUUUGGUGUGAACAUGAAUGAAUCCGGGUUAUCAAAACCGACGUUUAAAUGGCGAAGGGUGUUGCUUAAAGUCAGUGGAGAAGCUCUUGCUGGAGACCAUUUGCAAAAUAUUGAUCCAAAGGUUACAAUGGCCAUCGCAAGAGAAGUUGCAGAAGUGACACGGCUUGGGAUUGAGGUUGCCAUUGUGGUUGGAGGAGGAAACAUCUUCCGUGGAUCCUCUUGGGCCGGAAGCAGUGGCCUUGAGCGCUCAUCUGCUGAUUAUAUCGGGAUGCUGGCUACUGUGAUGAAUGCAAUUUUUCUUCAAGCAACAAUGGAGAGCAUUGGCAUUCCUACUCGUGUCCAAACUGCAUUUCGCAUGUCAGAAGUGGCAGAGCCUUACAUACGGAGACGGGCAGUUAGACACUUGGAGAAAGGAAGGGUCGUCAUAUUUGCAGCCGGGACAGGGAAUCCAUUUUUCACCACUGAUACUGCAGCAGCACUUCGGUGUGCUGAAAUUAAUGCUGAGGUUGUUCUGAAAGCGACAAAUGUGGAUGGAGUCUAUGACGAUGAUCCUAAAUGCAACCCAAAUGCUCGCCUUCUUGAUACGCUGACAUAUCAUGAAGUGACCUCGAAAGAUCUAUCGGUUAUGGACAUGACUGCUAUCACUUUGUGUCAAGAAAAUAACAUUCCCGUUGUGGUGUUCAACCUCUCAAAGCAGGGUAACAUCUCGAAAGCAAUAAAGGGAGAGAGGGUCGGCACAUUGAUCGGAGGAACAUGGAACUCAACCUUCGCAGCCACAUGAUGUUCAUGGUCACCACCAUCAUCAUCAUCAUCAAAGAGUUUUAGGUCGAGAAGGUGACAUCCGAGCAACAGAGCCCAUUCACUCUCUUAUAUGUUCUUGCUCUUGUACAUAAUUCUGUUAUUGCAGAAGUUAGUUACUUGUUGUAGGAGUUUGUCUGAAGAUUUUCUAGAUCUGGUUUUUUGACAGUUCCCACAAGCAAAACUAAGCAAUGGCGUGGCAUUUCUGUAGUUUCGGCAGUAUACAUAUUUUCACAUGUGAAGCACGUGUGGAUUUUA